GGACAUGCUAAUAGUUUCAAUGGACACCUCAUCAACAACAGUUGAUUGGGUUUUCUCUGAACUUCUAAGGCACCCUAAAGUAAUGAAAAAACUACAAAAUGAGUUGUUAGAGUACUUAGACAUGGUCAUUAAAGAAGUCUUUAGGCUUCACCCCAUUGCACCACUAUUGAUUCCUCAUGAAUCCGUUGAAGAUUGCACAAUUGAUGGCUUUGAUAUACCUAAAAGUUCAAGAAUUUUAGUAAAUGUUUGGGCAAUCGGAAGAGAUCCAGAAGUUUGGUCGGAACCCGAGAAGUUCGUGCCAGAAAGGUUUGUUGGUAGCAACAUCGAUCUUCGAGGACGUGAUUUUCAACUUUUACCGUUUGGCUCUGGGAGAAGAAGUUGCCCUGGAUUACAAUUAGGUCUCACAAUCGUUCGAUUAAUGCUAGCACAAUUGGUUCAUUGUUUUGACUGGAAGCUACCAAAUGGUAUGAUGCCAAACGAUAUAGAUAUGACUGAGAAAUUCGGUUUAGUUACCACUAGAGCUCAACAUUUAAUGGCUAUUCCUACUUGUCGGUGUUGA
Lycium barbarum (goji berry) is the source of this 559-nucleotide messenger RNA. RefSeq names its product cytochrome P450 71AU50-like. Bases 5 to 559 code for a protein of 184 amino acids. Gene Ontology annotation, molecular function: monooxygenase activity; heme binding; iron ion binding. The record is from RefSeq and is a predicted model, not a curated record. The transcript has a single exon. NCBI's taxonomy places the organism in Eukaryota, Viridiplantae, Streptophyta, Magnoliopsida, Solanales, Solanaceae.